AUGGCAGGAUUCCCGGCAGAAGGUCACAUUGGUGUGCAGUAUUGUAAACUGUGUCUCAGUAGCAACAUCUCAAGUGUAGCACUGGCAGAAGAGGUAGACACUGGCUUGAGCACUCAGCGUGGUGGUGAUUCAUAUUCUACCCUUUCUUCAGUUGAAGAUGGUGUAUAUAAUACUCCUCCCAUUUUCCCUACAGCAAUAACUGUGAGGUACAUUGGGGGAACACGUGUGUGGCUGCAGGAACUGGAUUAUAUGCGGCCCUGCACUCUUGGAUCCUGUGCUAAUGGCUCCAUGCUCUUCACUUCAGACUACGGUGAGGUGUUCUGCUAUCCCUGGGCCUCUCUGCCCAAAGAAAAAAUCCUGCCAAUGCAUCAGUCAAGUGUAGACGGUGUGGAGGACAUGUCCAUGCUGGGAGACCUGCAUGAGGCUGCCAUCUUGCUCAAUCUGCACCAGCGCUACAAGCAGAACCACAUCUAUACAAGCAUCGGUUCUAUCUUGGUUUCUGUGAAUCCCUACAAACCCAUUGCUGGGCUGUACGAUGCAUCCGCCAUUGACUUGUAUCGACAGCACUGCCUGGGGGAGCUGCCCCCUCACAUUUUUGCCACCGCCAGUGAGUGCUACAGCUGCCUCUGGAGGCGUCAUGACAGCCAAUGCAUUCUGAUCAGCGGAGAAAGUGGAGCAGGAAAGACAGAGAGUACCAAGUUGCUGCUAAAGUUUCUGUCAGCCAUGAGCCAGUUCUCGUUGGGUAGCUCUGCUUUGGAGAAGACAACCCACGUGGAGGAAGCUAUCCUGGAGAGCAGCCCAGUCCUGGAAGCUUUUGGAAAUGCCAAGACAGUCUAUAACAACAAUUCUAGCCGUUUUGGCAAAUUCAUCCAGCUACAUUUUUCCCAGCACGGACAUAUCCAGGGAGGGAGGGUCACAGACUAUUUAUUGGAAAAGAACAGAGUGGUUCACCAGAACCCAGGAGAACGUAAUUAUCAUAUCUUCUAUGCAUUAUUAGCUGGUGUCAGCGGGGAACAAAGAGAAGGUCUCCACUUGCUGGAACCCAAGAAUUAUCGAUACCUCAGCCAGUCUGGCUGUAUAAUUAACGAGGACCUGGAUGACCGAGACAUGUUCAGCAAGGUUAUGACUGCAUUUGAAGUUAUGGGAUUCAGUUCUGAAGAGAUCAGAGAUAUCUUCAAACUUAUAUCUGGCAUUCUACAACUUGGAAACAUUGAAUUCAUGACUGCUGGAGGAGCUCAGAUUACCACAAAAACGGUGCUGCAUAACAUCAGUGAACUGCUUGGCUUGGACACCUUCCAGCUGUCUGAAGUACUUACUCAAAGAUCCAUGUUUCUACGUGGGGAAGAAAUUAGCUCUCCCCUCACUGUGGAACAGGCUACUGACUCCAGAGACUCUCUUGCCAUGGCCCUUUAUUCACAGUGCUUCUCGUGGAUCAUUGGGAAAAUUAACUCAAAGAUCAAAGGGAAAGAAAAUUUUAAAUCUGUGGGAAUCUUGGAUAUCUUUGGUUUUGAGAAUUUCCAGGUAAAUCGUUUUGAACAGUUUAACAUUAACUAUGCAAAUGAGAAGCUCCAAGAGUACUUCAACAAGCAUAUCUUCUCCCUGGAGCAGCUUGAGUACAACAGAGAGGGAAUAAUCUGGGAAGCCAUUGAUUGGAUGGAUAAUGCAGAAUGCUUAGAUCUUAUUGAGAAGAAACUUGGCUUGCUGGCGUUAGUUAACGAGGAGAGUAGAUUCCCCAAAGGCACAGACAGCACCCUCUUGGAAAAACUGCACAACCAGCAUGGGAACAACCAAUAUUACAUGAAGCCUCGAGUGACAGAUUUCCAUUUCGGGAUCCAACAUUAUGCUGGAGAAGUCCUCUAUGAUGUGAGAGGCUUUCUGGAAAAAAACAGAGAUACCUUUCGAGAUGACAUUGUAAACAUGCUGAAGGAUAGCAGGCUGGAUUUCAUCUAUGACCUCUUUGAAAGAGUUUCUAGCUGCAACAGUGAAGACACUCUGAAGUUGGGAACUCAGAGACGCAGACCAACUGUCAGCUCCCAGUUUAGGGACUCCUUACAUUCCUUAAUGGCUACUCUCAGCACUUGCAACCCACUCUUCAUUCGCUGCAUCAAACCAAACCUGGAAAAGGCUCCAAAUCUCUUCAGUCCAGAUGUUGUGCUGAAACAGCUGCGAUACUCAGGGAUGCUAGAGACAGUGAAGAUUCGGAGAGCUGGCUUUCCCGUGCGCCGUCUUUGUCAAGAUUUCCUCUGCAGAUACAAAAUGCUUUUGAAGAAUUGGAGCAACCCGGACAGUGCAAAAACCACAUGUGCAAACUUUUUGCAGAUGUAUGACAACACACAGAGAGAAUGGAAGCUGGGGAAAACCAAGGUUUUCCUGAAGGAGGUUCUGGAACAAAAGCUGGAAAAGGCCCGGGAAGAAGAGCUGAAGAAGGCGGCCACCAUCAUCCGAGCCCACGUCCUGGGCUACAUGGCAAGGAAGAACUAUCGAAGGGUGCUAGCCAGUGUUGUGACCAUCCAAAAAAAUUACCGUGCUCACUUCUGGAAGAAGUCUCUCUUAUGCCUGAAAGCCUCUGCCGUUGUCCUGCAAAAGCACUGGCGUGGGCACCUAGCUCGCAGACUCUAUCAAGACCUGCUGGAAGAAAAGCAGAGGCAGAAAGAGGAAGCUGAGGAGCAGAGGCAAGAAGAAGAGAGGAUUAGAAGGGAGGAAGAAGAAAGGCAAUGGCAAGAAGAGAGGGAGCGUAGGAGGAAGCAAGAAGAGAAGGAAAAGAAAAGGAAAAAGGAGCAGUUGGAAGCAGCACUGCAGAUAGCUCAGAUGGAGGUACUAAAAACCCAGAAGGAGAACCAUCCACUGCGGGAAGAGGAACAGCGUCAAAUGGAGGAGAUUCUGCGGUUGGAAAGGGAAAUUGAGAAGCUGCAGUGGCAACAGAAAGCAGAUCAUGUGUCCAUUACGUGUGAGAAUACCAAGAAUGAGAUGAAGCGGCAACGGGAAGAAGAAAUACAGAGGCUGGAGAAAGAAGCAUCUAGGGUUGCACAGGAGUUCUUAGAACUUUUAGAUUUUGGGAACCUGGACGAAAGCGUGCAAAACCUGGAACGCUCCCUGUCCAAUGAAGGAACUCUCAAUAUUGAAUGCAGCCUUGUUGCUCCACUAGCUGAGGAAGAAGAAGAUGAAGGUUUUCCGGCUGAUGAAGAAGGGCCACCAGUCCCCAGCCCAAGUCUGUUGAACCAGGACAGUAGCACCAGGACCAGUGAUAACUAUUAUUCCGAGGAAGACACAUCUCCAAAUAUGCCAGUGUCUGGGGAGGAAGAGAACAGAGAAGGUGAUGCUCUGCUUCCUUCUACUGAGAGAGCUGGAAGCCCUGAGACAGAACAUCUGAAAAGCAUAUACUGGAUAGGCUCAGAAGUAAUGCAGAAUGACACGGUGGAGGUGGAAGAUCCAAUUUACAGCUUGCCUCCAGAUGUGGAAUCAGAUUAUGACCAUGAGGAAUAUGAUGGCAUUGUAGAUAUCAGCAGCACAUCAAUUGAACCACUGAACAGGGAGGAAGGCCUGCACAAUUCUCAUAGCAAUGGUGUGGAUUCCCAUCGUGGAAGCUUGGACUCGUUUCUAGAUACCAAAGAUGAUGAAGAAGGGGAUACUUACAUGGACACAGAUGAAGAAUUCUGUAGCGGCCGGGUCACUCUGUUCAAUGGAUCUGGGCCCGCAUAUUUUCACAGCUAUCUCUACAUGAAGGGGGGGUUGAUGAAUCCCUGGAGGCGGCGUUGGUGUGUCCUAAAAAAUGAGGCCUUUAUGUGGUUCCGAGCCAAACAGGAGGCCUUAAAGUCAGGCUGGCUUUAUAAGAAAGGAGGAGGCAUGUCCACGUUAUCUCGUCGGAAUUGGAAACGGCGCUGGUUUGUCCUGAGAGAAGCCAAACUGAUGUAUUUUGAGAAUGACAGUGAAGAAAAGCUGAAAGGAACCAUUGAUAUCAGGAAAGCAAAGGAAAUUGUGGAUAUUCAUGAGAAAGAGAAUGCCCUUGAUAUUGUGACAGGUGACCGGGUUUACCACAUAGUGGCGGAGUCACCAGAGGAUGCCAGUGACUGGUUUAAUGUCCUAAGUCAUGUGCAUAGUGCCACAGAGCAACAGCUGAGAGAAAUGCAAGAUGAGCAAGCCAAUCCAAAGAAUGCGGUGGGAACCCUUGAUGUUGGGCUUAUUGAUUCUGUCUGUGCAUCUGAUAAUCCUGACAGGCCAAAUUCCUUUGUGAUCAUCACGGCAAAUAGAGUCAUUCAUUGCAACAGUGACAUCCCUGAAGAGAUGCACCACUGGAUCUCUCUCCUACAGAAGCCCAAAGGCGAAUCCAGGGUUGACGGACAGGAGUUUAUUGUGAGAGGGUGGCUACAUAAGGAGGUCCAGAGCAACAGCAAGACGUUGUCCCUGAAGCUGAAGAAACGCUGGUUUGUACUGACCAGCACUGCCCUUGACUACUACAAGUCUUCAGAACGCACCGCAACCAAGCUUGGGACCCUUGUUCUCAAUAGCCUCUGCUCAGUGCUUCAGCCCGAUGAAAGAAUCUUCAAAGAAACUGGUUACUGGAACAUCACUGUGCAUGGCAGAAAGCAUUCAUACCACCUCUACACAAAGUUGUUGAAUGAAGCCAUGCGCUGGGCCUCUGCCAUCCAAGGAGUCAUUGACAGCAAAGUUCCCAUUGAAACACCCACACAGCAACUUAUUUGUGACAUUAAGGAAAAUAAUACAAAUUCUGAAGUGGUAGAACAAAUCUACCGAAGGAAUCCCAUCCUGAGAUACACCCAGCAUCCCUUGCACUCACCACUGCUGCCACUGCCUUAUGGAGAUGUUGGGAUCAACAUGCAGCAAGAGAAGGGCUACAGCAGUCUUCAGGAUGAAGCCAUGAAGAUCUUCAACUCCCUUCAGGAAAUUGAGUCAGUGUCUGACCCUAUCCCCAUUAUCCAGGGCAUCCUUCAGACCUGCCAUGAUCUCAGGGGCCUCCGCGAUGAAGUCUAUUGUCAGCUGAUCAAGCAAACCAAUCAUGUGCCACAGCCCAACAGCCCUGGUAAUCUUCAUCACUGGCAGCUCAUGACCUGCAUGAGCUGUACCUUCCUCCCCAGCAGGGGAAUCCUGCGUUACCUCAAGUUUCACCUCAGAAGAGUAAAAGAUCUCUUUCUGGCCACGGAAGUAGACCGGUAUUCUCAGUUCAUCACUGAUUCACUGAAGAGAACUAAGAGCAGAGAAUUUGUCCCCUCCCAGGAGGAAAUACAAGCACUUAUCGCUCGGCAGGAAAUGACCACUACUGUCUAUUGCCACGGAGGAGGUUCCUGUCAGAUCACUAUCAAUUCUCACACCAGUGCAGGGGAGGUCGUAGAGAAGCUGAUCCGGGGACUGGCCAUGGAAGACAGUCGGAAUAUGUUUGCCCUCUUUGAGCGCAAUAAGCAUGUAGAUAAAGCCAUUGAGAGCCGGGUGAUUGUAGCAGACGUUUUGGCCAAGUUUGAGAGACUUGCUGGAUCCAUGGAAGAGGAUGUGGAUGGCCAUUGGCAGCUGUAUUUUAAACUGUAUUGUUUUCUUGAUGUUGAAAAUGUUCCCAAGGAGGGAGUGGAAUUUGCCUUUAUGUUUGAGCAGGCUCAUGAAAGUCUCAUUGAUGGCCAUUUCCCCGGCCCAGAGGAGACCCUGCAACAUUUGGCAUCGCUGAGACUGCAGUAUCUUUACGGGGACUAUUCCAAAAUCUCCUGGUCCCUCGAUAGCGUCUAUCCAGUGAACCGGCUGAAGUCAAAAAUUCUGCAGUCAAUGAAAAGUAGCGGUUCCAGCAGCCAGGUUCUGGAGAGAAGGCGGACUAGCUUCCUGGAGGGCACUCUGAAGCGUGGCUUCAAGGCAGGCUCGGUGAAGAAGCAAAAAGUGGAAGAGGAACAGAUGGCAGAGAUGUGGGUGAAAGAAGAACUCUCAGCAGCUCGGGCCAGCAUAACAGAAAAGUGGAACAAACUGCAGGGGUUGCUACAGCAACAGGCCAUGGUGGCUUACAUGGCAGUCAUGAAGGAAUGGUCAGGUUAUGGCUCCACUCUCUUUGACGUUGAGUGCAAAGAAGGGGGCUUUCCAAAUGACCUUUGGCUCAGUGUCAAUACAGAGAAUGUGUCACUGUACAAACGGGGGGAGCCAAAGCCUCUGGAAACUUUCCAGUAUGAGCAGAUUAUCUUUUUUGGAGCUCCUCAGCCCAACACCUUCAAGCUAACUGUGGAUGAAAGAGAGAUGUACUUUGAAACCCCCCAGGUGGGAGAAAUAAUUAAAAUCAUGAAGGCUUACAUCAACAUGAUUGUGAAGAAAUGCUGUAGCAUGAGAUCAGCCACCAGCUUGGACAGCCAUGCGAGUAUCUGGAUGAGGUGAUUGGAUUUGCAGAGUUAAUUAUGCUGCUUAGAAGGACAUGUGCUGUGACUCAGCCAAAUUUGUAGCAGAUUCAUUUUGUAAGAAAACAUUAUUCCAUAAUU
Protobothrops mucrosquamatus (brown spotted pit viper) is the source of this 6458-nucleotide messenger RNA. RefSeq names its product unconventional myosin-X. Lineage: Eukaryota; Metazoa; Chordata; Lepidosauria; Squamata; Viperidae. The coding region runs from base 1 to 6357 and encodes 2118 amino acids. Gene Ontology annotation, cellular component: myosin complex; cytoskeleton. Gene Ontology annotation, molecular function: ATP binding; protein binding; cytoskeletal motor activity. The record is from RefSeq and is a predicted model, not a curated record. The transcript is spliced from 42 exons.